Solanum dulcamara is the source of this 1268-nucleotide messenger RNA. RefSeq lists its product as uncharacterized. Lineage: Eukaryota; Viridiplantae; Streptophyta; Magnoliopsida; Solanales; Solanaceae. The record is from RefSeq and is a predicted model, not a curated record. Bases 686 to 1213 code for a protein of 175 amino acids. The transcript has a single exon.
AAAAUAAAGAAGCAAUCGCUGACGACCAGGAAGGCAACUUGUAGAGAAAGGAAGCCAAGUCGCUUACACGAGUUUAACCUUCCGAAAACAAUGGACUUGAUAAUCGGAAGAAAUUACCUAGUUAGAGGAAUAAGAAUAAGAAGAAUCCAAAUCCAAGGAAAAGAAAGGAAUAAGGCAAGAUGUAUGUGAAAACGUGACGAUAGGGAUUAAAAUGGUGAACGAAAGAUGUGGGCUUGUAGUUUUCCUCCCCCAUAAUAAUAAAAAUACAAAAAAGAAGUUGAAUCUCUUCCUGAAAUUCCUCCCCAACCCACCUCUUUAUCAAUAUAUAAAUGCCCUCUCUAAAUACUUUUUCCCUCCAUUCACUCCUCACAUGUUUCCAUCUCAACAAAAUAACAUCAUAUUCUUGUCUACUAUAUAAGCAAAUAUUGUGCUUCAUUUUUUCCCACACUGGCUAGUGCCCAAUACAUACAAUCUUACACACGCAGUGUAGACUAGAAAACGUUUAACCAUUAACCAACUGAGCGUAAAUUACCCUAGCUAGCUCUUUUUCCAUUCUAAAUUCUUUAUCAUUUCCCUUCCUUUGUAAGUUCAAACCCUGCUCCGCUUUUACCAUAAUAUCCUUCUGGGAACAAUCUAAUUCCUGUUUUACCAUUCGCCAUCCACACGUAUUCUUUUAGCCUUUGAAAUGGAAGAGUGUAAAAUCGAGAAAAAGCGAUCCCGAGAGGACUCGGAUCCGGAGUCAAAGCGAGUGCGCAUAGACGUGGAGGAGGUAGUUUUCAACUCGCCCGAGGCGGAUGCCGGUCUAGGUAUGUAUUCGCCGGAGGCCAAGCAGAUCAGAGAAGACAUAUUGGACAUCUUAGAUGAACAGGAAACUUUCACAGACCGUCUACCGGAGGUAAUGAAGAGCUUUGAAGAAGAGAUUGUUCAUCCCUCAGCUCAACAAAACAUUCUCGAUCUCAUGUCAUCAGAUUCAAUAGAUCCUCAACCGGACCUCGGCUAUCUUCAAGAAGCCUCUGACAAUGAACUCGGCCUCCCUCCCACGCUUUCAUCUUUCGAUGACCAUGUUGACGCCAAAAUAAACUUGCUGGAAUCGGAGAACGCAAUUGAAUUUGAGAACGAGUUGCUGCCGAGUCACGAUUCGUUCGAACUCGGAUUGUUUGAUUACCAGGAAUCAUUAGAAUUUUCGCAGUUUUGUCAGUCCAUGCCUGCUUAACGUCUUUGUGGGUUCAUGAGAAUUGUGAAAGAAAUAUAAAUUAGGAAAGUCACAA